Messenger RNA from Nematolebias whitei (Rio pearlfish), 985 nucleotides. RefSeq names its product biogenesis of lysosomal organelles complex-1, subunit 5, muted (gene bloc1s5). Gene Ontology annotation, cellular component: transport vesicle; BLOC-1 complex. The record is from RefSeq and is a predicted model, not a curated record. NCBI's taxonomy places the organism in Eukaryota, Metazoa, Chordata, Actinopteri, Cyprinodontiformes, Rivulidae. The coding region runs from base 137 to 601 and encodes 154 amino acids. The transcript has 5 exons.
GUUAGCCUAGCCUAACGAGCUUGUUGAGCUAACUAGCUAAGCUAGCUGCUUUACAGACAGAAAAUCUGUUUAUUUAUCAAGUUAUAUAUUUCGCUAUUUCACCUAAUUAGAACAGCAGUCAUCGGAGUGACAGGUCAUGGAGAAAAUUGUUAAAGAUGUGGGUGAUAUUCAGUCCAGACUGUUGGACCACAGACCUGUCAUCUCUGCAGAAGCUCGCUACUUUGUCAGAGAGUUUGAGGAGAAACGGGGCUUUAGGGAGAGCCGGCUGCUGGAGAACCUCAAUAAAAUGGUGCAGGAGUCAAACGAACAAAUGGUGCUGGCAGUAUCGGAGGAACGCAGCCAGCAGCUGUCUGACAUCAUUAAACGCUUGGAGGCUGCUAAUCACAUGGCAGAGAGAAUCCAGCAGAGGGAGCUAGAGGCUCAACAGGGCGUCCAGCUGCAGGCGAACAUGGAGAAAUUAAAGGAGGACUGGACAGAGUUUCUGAAGGAGCAGCAGAGGUUAAAGGAGGAGGUGGACGAGGAGCACGCCAAGGCUGUGGGAGAGCUCAGCACUCGGUUUAAUGAAAAGAAGAAGGAGUUGGCUCAGUUUUCAUUCAGCUGAGUUCAUGGAUGAAUUCAGUCAGCACCUUGGUAGUAAAGUGCUAAUUAAACUACAAUAACUGUUACCGUGCUUUGCAAGGCAGGUGCGCUUUUUAUUUAUAGCACAACACGUGACGCCCAAAAACCUUUUGUUUCUGAUUCUGCUUUUAUUUUGAAAGGAUGAUGAACUGGUUAGCCUGUACCUUUCCAUGUUGAUCCAUCUGACAGGAGACUGCAGGUUUUUAUCCAGACCACGAGAACGUGCUGAUUUAUUUUAAACUAAAACAUGAAUCAGGUAAUUGUCCGUCAUCACAAGGAGCUUCAAUCAUUAGUUCUUGUUUAGAUGAACGUGUUAAAGCGAUUUUUUUUUAUAUCGGGCGCACUCUCCUUAAAUGAAGAAGGCUGG